AAUUUGAAUAAGGUCAGAGGUCGUCUGCGGUCGUCAGUGGAAUGCCUUGGCAGAGCGAAAAUUGAAAACCCUCUGCAAAGAUGACGGAACUGAGCUAUCAGGCGCUGAAAACUGCCAAUCAAGCCAGAGAGGCGGAUGAGCAGAGAGUGGAAUCCAGAAGAAGAAACCUGCUUCUGCUCAUAUUACAUUAUUUAAAGUAUCUAGAAUCAGUCAAGUCGCUUGAACAUGAAACUAACCUAAGUCUGAGGAAGUUUGAGGUAUGUGACAACAUCGACCUGGAGACUAUACUACAGGAGUACGAGUCUUACUUCUACAUCAAGUUCCAGAAGUAUCCAAAGAUCACCAAGAAACUAGCUUCCAGUGCUGAUAGUGCAAAUUCCAGAGUAGGUAGAGGAGGCAAAUUAAGGAGAUCAGGCAGCACUGUGUCCCUUCCCAGAAUACCUCUGGACAGGGAGAGUGCAGAGGACAGUGGGAAGAAAGAGACGGCCUCGCCCAAAAGGAGCAAGCCCAGCUCCGGCACCAGGAAACCCCCAGCUGCAGCGAACAAGAAGGGCGGCGCCAAAGACUCCAAACAGCAGGAUGCUACAGUAGGAGACUCCACAGAUCUGGGGCUGACAGUGUCUGCUGCUCCGACAUCAAAUGGUACAAUAGGGUCAGACAAGGAGAAACCACACCAUGAACAUGGCAGGAAACAAGUUAUUGACAUGCGGUCAAUGCUUCAAGAUGCCAUCAAGGGGGCCUCCAGGGAGAUCAACAUAAACAGCUAUGAUUCUUCUUCAGACCGCCUAUUGAAACCACUAGGGGGCUAUGUAGGGUACAAUAGUGAAUGGAGAGAACUUGCACAGACUAUCAGUAGGGACAUUUACUUAAACAACCCUGAUGUGAGAUGGGAUGACAUCAUUGGCCUGGAUGCUGCUAAAAGACUGGUUAAGGAAUCAGUUGUGUAUCCUAUCAAGUACCCAAAAUUGUUCACUGGUAUCCUGUCACCUUGGAAAGGACUCUUAUUGUAUGGACCACCAGGCACUGGUAAGACGUUGCUGGCCAAAGCUGUAGCUACAGAGUGCAAUACAACGUUCUUCAACAUCUCAGCCUCCAGUAUUGUCAGCAAGUGGAGAGGGGACUCCGAGAAACUAGUUAGAGUACUGUUUGAGCUGGCCAGGUUCCACGCACCGUCUACAAUAUUCCUGGAUGAACUGGAGUCAGUCAUGGGACAGAGGGGCUCAGGUCCUUCUGGAAACGAACAUGAAGGAAGCCGUAGGAUGAAGACAGAGCUGCUGGUACAGAUGGACGGGCUGGCCAAGUCUGAUGAUCUGGUCUUCCUUUUGGCUGCUUCAAACUUACCUUGGGAGCUUGACCAUGCCAUGUUGAGAAGGCUGGAGAAGCGUAUCCUGGUAGAUCUGCCCACCAAGGAAGCCAGACGUGCCAUGGUUCAGUUCCACCUGCCCAAAACUAUCAACCAGGGCACAGGGGUGGAGAUCACCACUGAUCUGGACUACGAACAUCUAGCUGACCGUAUGGAGGGGUACUCCGGAGCUGACAUCAGGCUGGUAUGUAAAGAAGCUGCCAUGAUGAAAGUCAGGAAAGUGUUUGAUGUGCUGGAGAACCACGGACAAGGCGACCACCUCCCAGACUUGAAGAUAGACCCCAUCCUUACAUCAGACGUGAAACUGGCCCUGGCCCACACCAAGCCUUCCGCACGCACACUUAAAGACAAGUACGCUGCCUGGCAAAAAGAGUAUGAAUCUGUAUGAUUGGUUCUUAACCAGCAUCAAAGGUUUAAUGAGAAUAGGAGCUGUACUAGAUUCUGAGCCACAUUCCACAUGACAGCUAUACAUGGAUAUUUUUCAUAUGUCGGAUGGGAAUAUUAAGGUGACCUUUAUUGAUGGCUGUACCAUCUUCCAGCUGUGCAUGUCACAGAUUACCACAGACAAUAGAUAAGUUCACACUUCUGCAGAUCACAAAGCUGCUUGCAUAAGUCCUGUAUACCUCUCCCCA
This is a messenger RNA of Branchiostoma floridae (Florida lancelet), 1995 nucleotides long. Its product is annotated as katanin p60 ATPase-containing subunit A-like 2. Bases 81 to 1751 code for a protein of 556 amino acids. The record is from RefSeq and is a predicted model, not a curated record. The transcript is spliced from 16 exons. NCBI's taxonomy places the organism in Eukaryota, Metazoa, Chordata, Leptocardii, Amphioxiformes, Branchiostomatidae. Gene Ontology annotation, molecular function: protein binding; ATP binding; ATP hydrolysis activity.